Puma concolor (puma) is the source of this 999-nucleotide messenger RNA. It is a transcript of the gene C1QTNF9B, whose product is annotated as C1q and TNF related 9B. The record is from RefSeq and is a predicted model, not a curated record. NCBI's taxonomy places the organism in Eukaryota, Metazoa, Chordata, Mammalia, Carnivora, Felidae. Gene Ontology annotation, molecular function: protein binding.
AUGAGGACCUGGUUGCUUCUGCUCGCCGGCGGGAUCUGCAUGGGAAACGUGAACGCACAGGACACGUGCAGGCAGGGGCACCCUGGCGUCCCUGGGAAUCCCGGUCACAAUGGUUUGCCCGGGAGAGAUGGACGAGACGGAGCAAAGGGCGACAAGGGAGAGGCAGGAGAACCAGGACAUCCUGGUGGUCCAGGGAAAGAUGGAAUGAAUGGAGAGAAAGGAGAACGAGGAGCAGACGGAAAAGUCGAAGCCAAAGGCAUCAAAGGCGAUCAAGGCUCCCAGGGACCCCCAGGAAAACACGGGCCCAAGGGAUUUGUUGGUCCCAUGGGAGAGAAAGGCCUCCAGGGGGAGACUGGCCCUCAAGGGCCAAAGGGGGAGAAAGGCGACGUGGGGCCCACUGGUCCUCAGGGGCUACAGGGCCACACUGGGCCUUCGGGGCCAACUGGUCUACCUGGCCCCAUGGGCCCCGUCGGAAAGCCUGGCCCCAAAGGAGAUGCUGGGCCCCUCGGGCCCCAGGGGGAGCCGGGAGUCCGGGGGAUGAGAGGCUGGAAAGGGGACCGAGGCGAAAAAGGGAAAAUCGGCGAGACUCCCGUCUUGCCCAAAAGCGCUUUCACGGUGGGCCUCACGGUACUGAGCAAGUUUCCGGCUUCAGAUGCGCCCAUUAAAUUUGAUAAGAUCCUGUACAACGAAUUCAAUCACUACGAUGUAGCCACAGGGAAAUUCACUUGCCACGUUGCCGGGGUCUAUUACUUCACCUACCACAUCACUGUCUUCUCCAGGAACGUUCAGGUAGCUUUGGUCAAAAAUGGGGUAAAAAUCCUGCACACCAAGGACGGCUACAUGAGCUCGGAGGACCAGGCGUCCGGAGGCAUCGUGCUGCCCCUGAAGCUGGGGGACGAGGUGUGGAUGCAGGUGGCAGGAGGGGAGAGGUUUAACGGCUUGUUUGCGGAUGAGGACGAUGACACAACUUUCACGGGCUUCCUUCUGUUCAGCCAGUGA